CACAGCCACCAAAACAACACUCCACAUUCUCAGGGACAGGCGGUUCGAAGGCACAUUCUGAGGGAAGACAGACACGACAACAACAUAAUCUGUAGCUAUCAUCCAAAGGGCUGUUUAAUCUAAAGUGUACCCACUCCAUGGAAUACUAAUUGACCAAGCUCAGGGUAUUUGUCACGGUCCCGUAGAUAUGGUCUUUCUUGUUCUGAGAAAUCUGUUUGAUGUCUCUAGCUGGUCCUGUCUGUAUUUCAGAUUUUAAUGUCAGUCAGGGAAGAUAAGGUGCAUGAAUAAAAAAGCAUGGAUUUAAUAGAAAACAUUGGGUGGAUUAUUGUAUAAUUUAUAAAGAAUAUGGAUGAAAGGAUGGAUGAAGAUGAUGACGAUGAGAACGUGUGGAAUGCAUCAGCUGUUAUUCUGGACAUUGACUCAGGAUCUUGGGCAGACCGCUCACCCCUCCACGAUGCUGCCAGUCAGGGCCGCCUCCUGGCCUUGAGGACCCUCAUUUUACAGGGUCACAAUGUAAAUGUUCUGACUAUAGACCAUGUAACACCCCUGCAUGAGGCCUGUCUUGGAGACCAUGUUGCCUGUGCCAGAGCACUCAUUGAUGCAGGAGCAAAUGUCAAUGCUUCUACAAUUGAUGGAGUCACCGCUCUGUUCAAUGCCUGUACAGUGGGCAGUGUGGCAUGCACGGAAAUUCUUCUGGAAAAUGGAGCAAAACCCCAGAGUCUUGUAUAUCAACCUUCUCCAAUACACGAAGCAACCAGCAAAGGUCAUUACGGUUGUGUAGAGGCUCUGGUGACUUGGGGGGCAGAUGUGGACAUGGACAUUCCUCACCUGGGCACAGCACUAUAUACAGCUUGCGUCUGCCAAGAGCUUGAAUGUGCCAGGAAACUCCUGAGGGAAGGUGCAAAUGUACAGAAAGGUAAAUCCCUGGAUUCACCUUUACAUGCAGCUGCAGAAAAAGACUGCACAGCUGUAGUGAAGUUGCUGCUGGACUUUGGCGCAGACAUUAAUGCCAGGAACACAGAGUUUCAGAGGCCAGUGGAUGUGGCUCCACCCAGCAGUCUUACAGAAGGCUUUCUACUACUUUAUGAAGCUACACCACGGUUGCUUAGCCAGUUGUGUCGUCAGUGCAUCAGAAACUGCGUUGGACGCGACAGACUCCACCUUCUUUCCCAUCUUCCUCUGCCUAACAGGAUCAAGAGCUACCUGCAGUACCAAUGACAACAGACUAUCAAACUGUCUGCCUAAAUGGGACUUGCAGGAAGAAGCCUUGGACACCCAAAAAUUAUAUCAACUCCACACUCCUCUUAACUUUAAUUUUAGCUUCCAGUCAAUCCAGUAAAAGCAAUUAAUUUGAAUUAGCCACACGGCCGAGUAGCUGACUGUAGCAGCUGUGUUGAGCUGGCCUGAUUCCCAUGUGAGGAUGUGUGGACCUGGAUAAAUGUAAAGCAGGAUGCCACUAAAACAAACUUCCAGGAUUAGUUUUCCCUAGGUUAAUUUUGUUUGAAUAACAUUAAUAAUAAAUAUUUUGUUUUCUGUUCUGCAGUGUUUAGAAAAUGCCUUACUAGUUGCCAGUGAGUGUUGCACUUUAUAUUUAAAACCCCCCAUAAAAUAUUAGAAUAUCGUGUAAAUGCACACUAUAUGCUGUAUGUUAACGAAUGUUCAUUG
Molecule: messenger RNA, 1665 nt
Organism: Pelmatolapia mariae (spotted tilapia)
Lineage: Eukaryota; Metazoa; Chordata; Actinopteri; Cichliformes; Cichlidae
Gene: asb5a
Product: ankyrin repeat and SOCS box containing 5a
Exons: 7
Coding region: 346-1218 (290 amino acids)
Biological process (GO): intracellular signal transduction; protein ubiquitination; positive regulation of protein catabolic process
Molecular function (GO): protein binding
Source: RefSeq, a predicted model, not a curated record